AUGACGGACAAUGAGCCACGACAGCUCUUACCCGAAAUUGAAUCACAUCAGAAUCUUUCAACCAAACUAGGAGCUUCUCGCCCUCUCCCACCUAAGAAGCGCAGCAACAGAACAGUAAGCUCGGUCGCCAAAUCAUCCAACCUCACAACAGAGACUUCCGACACCAAUCAGGGGAGUGUCGGCAUUGAUCCGAUCGAUGAUAGUCAACUCGAAACUUGCCACGAUUCGCAAGCCACAGCGAAAAGCCAUGACGAAGAGCGUGCCGAUCUUGAAGCAAGAGGCACCGCAUCGCCAGUCAGAAUGACGGUACAAAGAGCAGUCUCUGGCGCUUCAAUUCGGAGCAGCCGACCCAAUACGAUGGCGUCGGAAAUCCCGAAAGAAGAGAUCGAAGAGGCGCUGCAAGGUCUCGAUCGAGUUGACCUCGUUGUGGCGUUGGGUCGAGCUAAAGUUCAAAUGGACGAAAUCGAAGCUCAACUCGCUCAACAGGUGCUCGAGAACGAGACAUUGCACGACACUGCCGCUUCGCUCACUCAGCAACUCGGAGAAGCCGAAUCUCGAGUCUAUUCGCUUCAUUCGAUCGUCAAGCAGCGAGAAGAGAGGAUCGAUGAGCUCAUGUCAGAGCAGGAACGUAUGGAAGGCGAGGUUUAUUCGACAAUGCAAGUCAUCGAGCGCCUUCGGAAGCAGCUCUCUGAAACAGAAAGAAGUCGCAACGAUGCCGAAAAACGCUAUCUCGAUCAAACGGCUACUAUGGAUAAGGAACGCCAAUACUAUCAGGACACUGAAGCUCUUCUCAAAUCUCAGAAAGCCACGCAAGCUUCUGCUUACGAGAAGCUUCUUUCGGGUCACAACGAAUUGCUCCGCGAACACGAACGCCUCACCAACCGUCUCGCUUCUAUCAAGUCCAAUGGGGGAGACACUCAGGAUGCAGCGUCAUCCCUCGACCCACCGAGCCUGCACUUCACCGGCGCAUCAGAUGCUUCCUUGGACUCGCAAACCACUGAAUCUCAUCAUAACGGGAAAGGAGCGUCGGAUCAUGGCGACCGCAGUCCGCCACGUCGGGUUCGCAAGAACGCCUCCAAGGUAUCAACUUUCGCCGAGGAGACCGAUAUGGCUGCACUGGUCGAAGAGCUUUCCACACUUCAAAAAUCUCAUUCUUCCCUUUCCGAGACCAUGGCCACUCUCCAGACCGAGCUCAAAGAUGUUCGUGCAGAGAACGUCACUCUCCGCGACCAGAACGAGACUUUUAUGGAUAUCCUUCAAGAAAAGACAUUCAGCGGUGCGCUCCUCAACGAAAGCGCCAUGCUCCGUGGUAUCCGACGUGCUUCCCUUGGCCGUCUUAGAACUCAGGGCGGUCUCGAUGAUCCCUACGACGACGAUUACAGUACUGGAACUGAUAUGCAAGAUGUUGGCGACGACGACGACGACGACGACGACGAAGCCGAUGAUCGAGACAAAUCUCGUGGCACUUCCAUUUCUUCUGGUACCAUCCCUGAGGAAGACGAGGACGAUGUCGAUGAUGUGCCUGAUACUCCAAAGGCUCCUCCGAAACAAGUCAAGAGCUCACAAAGAAGGCGAACCAGUUCCAGCGCGGCACAGCAGGCGACUACUGACCUUGCCUCUGAGCUCGAAGGCACAACAACAGGCGUGCUCACCAGCCCAGCUGACAAGUCGAGCCGUGAAACGCGCUCAAGUCAGCGCUUAGGUGUCGUCUCUGAUGAUCUCGAAGAGCUUCAGAAAGAGGUUCGCGAGCUUCGUGAAGCAAAUCAGGCUCUGACCCUCUACAUCUCCAAGAUCAUCGAUCGCAUCAUUGCCCGUGAAGGCUACGAGAACAUCCUCGCUGUUGAGAGCCGUGGUACCAUUCGGGGACCGCGUCAUAAAGCCUCAAGAGCCAGACUUGACCAGUCGAAGGAAGUCGGCACCGACAACAAAGCUGGCUUGCGCACUGUCUCGAACACUAGCAACACCUCCAAUGCCAGUGGCUCCAGCCAGACGGGCGGCCUCUUUAACUUUGGCUCAAGCGCCAAUCAAAACAGCGCGGCGUCUAGUGGGGCUCGUGCUGCAGUUUCGUCCAAAAGCAAGCGAACAUCGUCGAUUGAUUGGCGCAACCUGCCCUUCCUCGGAGGCGGUGGUAACGCAAGCAACCCACCUGAACAAAGCUCCAACCUGCGCCCUUUGACGUUGCAGUCGGAUAGUCUGCUCAUCCCUCCUCGAGAAGGUUCAGCUAGGAAGUUGCGGACAAGUGAAGAGAUCGAGGAUGAAAACGACAUUCUUGAACGUGAACGUAUUCGCCAAGAACUGUUGAUGCGUGGCAUUCAGCCACCCAAACACCAGCUCGUCCAGAGUCCAAACAGUCCGAGAAAGAAACGCCCUCAAAGUGUCUCGGCCGUUUCGGGCGCUGGAGGCUUCGCUGCCUUCUUCUCUCGCGUCGUCGGUGGUGCAGCCUCCAACCAUGUUCUUAGCCCUACUCGAUCCGACUCGCAAUCGCAGGCAUCCAACACGCCAGUACAAUCUCUGGACACUGACUUUGAGCGGACCACAUCCUCGACUCCUGCCACUGAAAGCGGCAACCGUGACGAGGAGCGAAGUCGUGCUCUUCAGCUUUCCGCAGGUGGUGGGUCGAGCUUUACCAAAUUGAGAGGCAGUCAAGGUGUUGCCUCCAAAGCGAGACAGCUUCGAGCCGAGCGACACCAACAAACUUUAGAUCUCACAGCGGACACCAGUUCAGGAUACCCAUUCCCAUCAUCUUCCCAAAGCAGCACAUCCAACAGUCGCGCUACCAGCGGCAUCAACAGUCUUGCAGACAGUUCCAUCAUGGAAAGCUCGAUUGCGGGUGACGAAAGCUAUUCUUUGCCAGCCCCGUCGACCAAAAGCGCUCUGCUCAACGGCGAAACCAACCGAAUCGACUCGCCAUUAGCUGGCUAUGGCGGCACCCUACCACCAUUGCCACACGAGACCACCGGUGACGAGGACCGGCAAGCUUUCCGUUCACCAACCACAUCUCAAACCAGUCAGGAUCAAGGUUGGAAGCGUGCAUUCCGCAGGUUCAGCUUGCUAGGUGCCACCUCCCCUGACUCGCAGCCUAAUGCCAAUGAUCAGGAUCCUAACUCACAAGGUGUGAGCCCAGCUGCUAGCGAAAGAGGUCGAAGCCCGCUCGCGACUACAGUCACACUUCCAUAUAUCGACACAGAUGCCGACAAGUAG
Molecule: messenger RNA, 3201 nt
Organism: Ustilago hordei
Lineage: Eukaryota; Fungi; Basidiomycota; Ustilaginomycetes; Ustilaginales; Ustilaginaceae
Exons: 1
Coding region: 1-3201 (1066 amino acids)
Source: RefSeq, a predicted model, not a curated record